CUCAUAGCGACGUCUCAUCCUCCAUCUUCUCUGAAUAGUGCAUCUGCACACCUACAUCUGUGCAAAACCGCAAAAUGCGUGAGUGUAUCUCCAUCCAUGUGGGUCAAGCUGGUGUCCAGAUCGGCAAUGCCUGCUGGGAACUUUACUGUCUUGAGCAUGGGAUCCAGCCGGAUGGACAGAUGCCCAGCGAUAAGACGGUUGGCGGAGGAGACGAUUCCUUCAACACUUUCUUCAGCGAGACCGGAGCGGGCAAACAUGUGCCAAGAGCUGUGUUCGUCGAUCUGGAGCCCACUGUGAUUGAUGAGGUUCGCACUGGAACUUACAGCCAACUUUUCCACCCUGAGCAGCUGAUCACUGGAAAGGAGGAUGCAGCAAACAACUAUGCCCGCGGCCAUUACACUAUCGGAAAAGAAAUCAUCGAUCUCGUUCUUGACAGGAUUCGCAAACUGGCCGACCAGUGCACUGGACUCCAAGGCUUCUUGGUUUUCCACAGCUUUGGAGGAGGAACCGGUUCCGGCUUCACCUCUUUACUGAUGGAGCGCCUCUCUGUCGACUAUGGCAAGAAAUCCAAGCUGGAGUUCUCCAUCUAUCCGGCUCCGCAGGUGUCUACAGCAGUGGUGGAGCCCUACAACUCCAUCCUCACCACCCACACCACCCUGGAGCACUCGGACUGUGCUUUCAUGGUGGACAACGAGGCCAUCUACGACAUCUGCCGCAGAAACCUGGACAUCGACCGCCCAACAUACACCAACCUCAACAGGCUAAUAAGCCAAAUCGUGUCUUCAAUCACAGCUUCCUUGAGAUUCGAUGGCGCGCUCAAUGUUGACCUCACAGAGUUCCAGACCAACUUGGUGCCAUAUCCACGUAUUCAUUUCCCACUGGCGACGUAUGCUCCAGUGAUUUCUGCUGAGAAAGCAUGCCACGAGCAGCUUUCAGUGUCUGAGAUCACUAAUGCAUGCUUUGAGCCGGCUAAUCAGAUGGUGAAAUGUGACCCGCGCCAUGGUAAAUACAUGGCCUGCUGUCUUCUGUACCGCGGAGAUGUCGUACCCAAAGAUGUAAAUGUUGCUAUCGCCGCAAUCAAGACCAAGCGCAGUAUUCAAUUUGUGGACUGGUGUCCGACUGGUUUCAAGGUUGGCAUCAAUUAUCAGCCUCCCACUGUUGUCCCGGGUGGAGAUUUGGCAAGAGUUCAGCGUGCCGUCUGCAUGUUGAGCAACACCACUGCUAUUGCCGAAGCCUGGGCUAGGCUUGAUCACAAGUUUGACCUGAUGUAUGCUAAACGUGCCUUUGUGCACUGGUACGUAGGUGAAGGAAUGGAGGAGGGCGAGUUCUCGGAGGCCAGAGAGGACAUGGCUGCUUUGGAGAAAGAUUACGAGGAAGUCGGUGUAGAUUCAGUGGAAGGAGAAGGAGAAGAGGAAGGUGAGGAGUAUUAGAUUUGGUCCACUUCUCUGUGGAAUAAACAGGGUUCCCACGCUUCUUGAAGGUCUCAUUGAAAUUAAAAAGAACGUUUUUUUUAGAUGUUAGUAACAGUAUUGUUAAUUUUAGGGAUAUUUAUAGGCUAGUGCGCUCCAAAAUUUGUGAUUAUAAAAAAACAAUAUAAACAGGUAAAACUUGGUGUUUGUCACUUUCACCCAAAUGGAUUAAGGAUUUAUUCUGACAUCGCCUCAUGCUUCAGUUCCUUAAAUCUUCUGACCAAUAAAAUGCUCUUAAGAAUCUGACAUGCCCCACCCCCUUCUUCUCAUUUGCUUUUCAUUUGAUGCACUUGAGCUUAAACACUCUCACUGGCAGAGCUGUGAUAAAACAAAAUGCUAUUGGCUGUUUUUAAAAAAAAUCAGAGGAGCUACUUUUGGUUAAGAUUGUCAAACAUCGAAUAAAAAAUUCAAAGCACUUCACGGGACCUUUAAAAGUGCUUGAUUUUCAGACACAUGGAUUCAAGGCGUGGAAAGACCUUAAAAACAAACACAGGUCCUUAACAAGUGCUUGAAUUAAUUUUAUUUCGAAAAAUUUUACUUAAUUGUCAAAAGCAGAAUGAAAGAAACUGAGAAAUUUUUAAUCCUAAAUUUAACACUUGUACAAUAACACUGACAAAUAAUGCACAUUUGAACUGUAUUUCACAGUAUCGAAUUGAACAAAUUUGAUCAAAUUUCUUUAAACACGACUGUUUAAAACGGUAAAAAUGUUUGGAAAUUACCUAAUUAAUUAAUUGAGUUUUAAUGUAAAUAUUAAGUGUAAGUGAAAUGUUAAGUACACCACAGACUACUGGUGCUACAUAUGCUGGCCAUAUCUGUCAACAUUGGGAUAAAAAUACGGGAUCCGUAAUGCUUCAAAUCCAAAUGAUAGAAUACAUAGCAAACAUUAGAAAACUAAAAAUAAAAUAAAAGGUUUAGCCUAUUAAAAUCAAUAUUUACAAAUAUUGAUUAAAGUUACUCUAGUUAUUUAGUAUUGAGCAGCGAAUGUCUCAUUUUGAUCACUGUCACUUUAAGAAUCCACAGAUCUAUAAUGAAAGCAUGUGAUUACAUUUGUAAUCAAAACUCAUUUAACUCAUUGUUUAAAAACAGCCAAAUACCAGUGUCCACUUUCACUCCUUUUCAAAUCGCAUGUACAGUAGCUGAUCUGGGAACAGUGUCUUUAUUAUUAGGGAGCGCGUCUGUCAGUCAGCACUAGACACCGUUAUUGAUUCAGAGGUUGCAUAUGAAGGGCAAUGGUCAACGCAGAGCUUUAAUGGAAAUAAAGUAAAUGCAGCUAAUUUAGUAUUAAUUUCAACGUGCUUUCAAGCCAAUAUAAAGAGAAAGUAUAAUUCUCUUUAACAGCUCUUGCCAUUAAAUCCCAUUUGAGACCUCCUCUCUGAUGCUACUUUAGGUUUUCAUAUAUAGAAAAAAUAAAAAUAUGGGGAAAUGUGCGGGAUAUAAUGGUAAAAUAGAGGAGAAUCCCAGCAAAAAUGGAGGGGGUUGACAGGUAUGCAGGGGUAUGAAUUAUUAAAGGUGCUUGAUUUAAAAUUAAGAAGUCCUUGAAAGACUUUAAAUCUGCUGUUCAUGAAAGCGUGGGAACCCUAAAUAAAAACAAAUAGCUGGUAGCCUCUUGACAGAUUGCUUCGCUAGCUGAAGAAAAUGCCAAGUGAUGUAAUGGUUGUGUUUGUCCCUGAUCAACAUAUAGCAAAAGCGGUAACACUUUAGUUUGAGUAACAAUUCACACUAUUAAUUACUGGCUUAGUACCUGCUUAUUAAUAAGAUAUUAACUGUUAUAAAGUGUGAUCUUAUUUAACCCCUAAUCCCAGCCAAUACCUAAAUCCAACUACUAACAUACUAACUAUUAAUAAGCAGCUAAUUAGUAGUUUAUUGAGCUGUAAGUCUUAGUUAAUGGUUUGUUAAUAGCGUGAAUUGUACAUUCAAAUAAAGUGACCGCAAAAGCUAAUUGUGAAUAUUACUGUGCCUAUUUUGGUGUAAAGUACUCAAUAAAAUGAACCAGUAAAUAAA
Messenger RNA from Danio rerio (zebrafish), 3470 nucleotides. It is a transcript of the gene tuba2, whose product is annotated as tubulin, alpha 2. The record is from RefSeq and is marked provisional. Lineage: Eukaryota; Metazoa; Chordata; Actinopteri; Cypriniformes; Danionidae. Gene Ontology annotation, molecular function: structural constituent of cytoskeleton; GTP binding. Gene Ontology annotation, cellular component: cytoskeleton; microtubule. Gene Ontology annotation, biological process: cytoskeleton organization; microtubule-based process.